AAUGCACGCCCUUAAACUUGGCCUCAUCCAUUCCUCUUCCUCUCAUUUACAUAUCUCUCUUUAUCUCUCUCUCUCUCUCAAAACCAAACAAGAAUGGCAACAAACGGAAACGGAAACGGAAACGGAGAAACCAACUCUAAAGCCAGUAUCAAACCCUCUGUCUACCUCGACGACAUGGAAGAACUCAAGCGAGUCUUCACCCGCUUCGACACCAACGGCGACGGCAAGAUCUCCGUCAACGAGCUCGACAACGUCCUCCGUUCCCUCGGAUCCGGCGUUCCACCGGAGGAGCUCAAGCGCGUCAUGGUGGACCUCGACGGCGACCACGACGGCUUCAUCAAUCUCUCCGAGUUCGCCGCCUUCUGCCGCUCCGACACCGCGGACGGUGGUGCCUCCGAGCUCCACGACGCCUUCGAGCUCUACGACCAGGACAAGAACGGCCUCAUCUCCGCUGCGGAGCUCUGCAAGGUGCUGAACCGCCUCGGAAUGAACUGCUCGGAGGAGGAAUGCCACAAGAUGAUCAAAUCCGUGGACUCCGACGGCGAUGGAAACGUCAACUUUGAGGAGUUUAAGAAGAUGAUGACCAACAAUCAUGCCAAAUAGGCAUUUUAGAUUUGCAAUUAAUUAUUUAAUUUACAAGCUAGCUAGCUAGCUAGGUUCCAGUUCCACCAUCUCUCUCUCUCUCUCUAACUAACUAACAGAUCUGCAACCGCCUGUGGUUUUGGCUCGAUCUCUGUUAUUAGUUUUCUUUCUCCUCCUUUAAUUUCCUUCCAAUAUUAAUAUUAAUAUUAAUAUAAAUAUAAUUAAUUACGGUUUCAA
Messenger RNA from Lotus japonicus, 819 nucleotides. Its product is annotated as probable calcium-binding protein CML26. Bases 94 to 603 code for a protein of 169 amino acids. NCBI's taxonomy places the organism in Eukaryota, Viridiplantae, Streptophyta, Magnoliopsida, Fabales, Fabaceae. The record is from RefSeq and is a predicted model, not a curated record. Gene Ontology annotation, molecular function: calcium ion binding. The transcript has a single exon.